UAAGAAUUGACAAAGUUGUUCUUUAGUUUCUCAAGACUGAACUUUGAAACAUAGUAGAUCUAGCUGCUCUCAAGAAGCUACAAGUCGGAGGAGAAUGGUCACAGACUAAAAGGUUAAGAGAUGCCUGUAAGCCUAAGGAAAGAAAUAUCUGAAGAAGAAUUCCAUAGAAAUUUUUCCAGUACAAAAGCAUCCCACCAAACUUUGCUCUGCUUUGGUCUGAAAGAAGAAGACAAAACACUUUGGAAAUUAUGGGGCCAUGCUUAUAAUAACCCAGGCCAAUGUCAUGCUGAAAUCCUAGUUUUAAGGGAAAUUGAGAACUAUCUGAUGACAAAUAUACCCAAUGCUGCAAAGUACAGUAUUACAUGGUUUCUUUCCUAUAGUCCCUGCCACUCAUGUUGUGAUAAAAUAAUCAAUUUUUUCAUGAACUCUCAAACUAAAAUUGAAUUUAACAUCAAAGCAGCAAAGCCAUAUCAAUUCAGUAAUGAUCAGAAUCCAAAAGGCAUAAAAAUGCUCAAUAAACUAGGAAUUCUAUUCAAGAUGAUGGAAUAUAGUGACUUUGAAGAAUGUUUCUACUUAUUUGUGGAUCCUUGCACCAAGUUCACUGCAUGGCCAGACCUAGAAGCGCAAAGUAUAGCAAAUAUAACUUUAUUGCAUCAUCUAUUGGGCCAGGAGGACAACAGAUUAGAUAUCCAUUUAUUUCCACCUGAUGAUUGUACUCCAGUUCAUGCUAGAUCAGCAUCUCAUUUUGAAGAUCAAGUACUGGUUGACAAGAUUCCACCAGAAGAUCCUAACAAGACACCAUAUAAGAAAGAUGAGUUUUUAGACAUAAAAGCUCCACAGAAAACGUGUUUUCUGUCAAGAACAAGAGAACAUGGGAAAGAUGUCAAAAGGAAACUCUUUUGAAACAAAUGGAGCUACAAUCUUUUUUUUUUUAUUUUCCCCAAACACUAUAAAUGUAUCACUUAAUGUUUUUAAUAUUUUUAAUCAGUUUUAUACUCUAUUUGUAACUAUAUUGUUUCCUCACUUGGUUGGUUAUAUUUAAUGAUUUAGUUUGAAAUUGUGGCAAUCAAGAGGAUUACGGGAUUCCCUAACUUUGAAAUACACUUUGAUCAAGUUUUCUCAUCCAACUUAUCAUACUCCAACUACUCAUCCUGCCUAAUCUUGGAAAUGUUCCUUUCUUCUUUUUAUCCUAGAUAAAUCAAUUAUGUAGAAAAAGAUAUAUACACAUAUAUAUCAUAUCAUAUUAUAUAUAAAAUAGAAUUUUAAAACACUUUGUAAAUCUUAAUGCAUUAUGUUAUCCAAUAAAAAUAAUUCUAAUAAUUAAUUCUAA
Molecule: messenger RNA, 1330 nt
Organism: Monodelphis domestica (gray short-tailed opossum)
Lineage: Eukaryota; Metazoa; Chordata; Mammalia; Didelphimorphia; Didelphidae
Product: single-stranded DNA cytosine deaminase-like
Biological process (GO): cytidine to uridine editing
Cellular component (GO): cytoplasm; nucleus
Molecular function (GO): zinc ion binding; cytidine deaminase activity; RNA binding
Source: RefSeq, a predicted model, not a curated record